Molecule: messenger RNA, 2004 nt
Organism: Aspergillus calidoustus
Lineage: Eukaryota; Fungi; Ascomycota; Eurotiomycetes; Eurotiales; Aspergillaceae
Source: the annotation of a GenBank genome assembly
AUGUCCCGCUCCCACUCCCCAGAACUCCCCACGUCGCCCGCCGCAUCGCAGAACUCGCUAGAACGCGAGCUGAAUCUCUCCCGCUACACCUAUCGCCAACUGCACCUCCUCCGACAAGCCUCGCCGUCCUCGCAACUCCGAGUAAUCGCGCACAUCGACCUCGAUGCUUUCUACGCACAAUGUGAAAUGGUCCGGCUGGGAACGCCGCGCGAGACUCCGCUCGCCGUGCGACAAUGGGACUCGCUGAUUGCGAUCAAUUAUCCGGCGCGCGAGUCCGGAAUUACGCGGAUGAUAAGUGCGCGGGAGGCAAGGGCCAAGUGUCCGGAUAUCGUGCUGCAGCAUGUUGCGACCUUCCGUGAGGGCGAGGGCGGGAAAUGGGCAUAUAGAGAGGAUGCGUGGAGGAACAUGGGGACGGAUAAGGUCUGCCUCGACCCGUAUCGGGGCGAGUCGAGGAAGAUUCUGAAGGCCAUAAAGGGCGAGUUGGCAAGGUGGUAUACCGACUUGGUGCAGGAUUCGCGGGAAUUGGACAGUCAGGUCAAGAUCCAGGAGGCUUUUGUGGAGAAGGCGAGCGUUGAUGAAGUGUUUAUCGAUCUUUCACCUUUGGUCUUCGCGGUCUUGCUCCAGCGGUAUCCGGAGCUACGUGAGAAGCCUCAUGGUGAUGAUCGGACUACACCCCUGCCUUGCCCGCCUACGACUGCUUUAGAGUGGAAGACGGAGGAUUGCCUGAUUGACUUGGAUGAGAACGAAACCGAGGUUGAUAACCCGGACUGGGAUGAUAUUGCCAUGCUUAUUGGGUCUGAGAUUGUCAGAUCAGUCCGCACGGCUGUUUGGGAGGCUCUCAGCUACACCUGUUCGGCAGGAAUAGCCAAGAACAAGAUGAUGGCGAAACUUGGAAGUGCGAUGAACAAGCCCAACAAACAGACUAUUGUUCGGAACCGUGCUAUUCAAAACUUUCUCGGCGGUUUCAAGUUCACCAAGAUUCGAAUGCUCGGUGGUAAGUUGGGAGAUCAGAUCUCUGCCACGUUUGGAACAGAACAGGUUAGCGAUCUGCUCAAGGUAUCUCUCGAACAGUUCCGAGCGAAAUUGAACGACGAUACAGCUACCUGGCUAUACGGGAUUAUCCGCGGGGAGGAUCGAAGCGAAGUCAAUCCGCGAACACAGAUCAAAUCCAUGCUUUCGGCCAAGUCGUUUAGACCGAGUAUCAACAACCUUGACCAAGCAGAGAAGUGGCUGCGGAUUUUUGCAGCAGACAUAUAUGGCCGUCUCGUCGAAGAAGGCGUUCUCGAGAAUAAGCGCCGUCCGAAGACCGCUGCUUUGCACCAUCGACAAGGAGGCCAGGUCAGAUCCCGCCAGCUGCCAAUCCCCGGAUCUGCUACUAUUGAUGAGAAUCUGCUCUUUGACCUAGGCACGACAUUAUUGCGGCAAGUUUCCGCGGAUGGAAGCGCAUGGCCAUGCGCGAAUCUGUCCUUGAGUGUUGGCGGCUUCGAGGAUGGGGUCGUCAAGAACAAAGCCAUCGAUGGCUUCCUAUUGCGGGGAGAUCAGGCUAAAAGCGUUGAAUCUCACAGUCGAAUUCACGUCACAGAUGACUCGACCGUGCAGCAACCGGACGAGAAACGGAGAAAGAUUGACGACAACGGGUUGAGGCGAUUUUUCAGCCGACCACCUGAUCCGGAGACAAAUCUUCUUCCUGAAGUAGAUCUUCCAGCAGACGAAGCGGCGCAUAAUGUUGACCAAACCAUCUCGAAUGCCAACCCGGAAGAGCAGGAAGUUGCAAAUAUCUUCAGUUGCUCCCGGUGUGGAAGAGCAAUACCGGUCGAAGAAGAAGAAGAGCACAAUGAUUGGCAUUUUGCCAAAGAUCUCGAAGCUCAGGAACGACAAGCUGCCAGAGACAACCAGACAUCUCAGUUGCCGAGCAGAACGGCUCCGUCGAACUCUCGAGGGAAAUCUUCCCGUGGUGGUAGAGGUAAACCUGAAAAGGGCCAGACCCGCCUGACGUUCGGUUGA